Molecule: messenger RNA, 436 nt
Organism: Cricetulus griseus (Chinese hamster)
Lineage: Eukaryota; Metazoa; Chordata; Mammalia; Rodentia; Cricetidae
Source: RefSeq, a predicted model, not a curated record
GCAAUGCCCUGCUGAGGCGACUUGUUCGCAUUGGGGUGCUGGACGAGGGCAAGAUGAAGCUGGAUUACAUCCUGGGCCUGAAGAUUGAGGACUUCCUGGAGAGGCGGCUGCAGACCCAGGUCUUUAAGCGGGCCCUGGCCAAGUCCAUCCACCACGCCCGAGUGCUCAUCCGCCAGCGCCACAUCAGGGUCCGCAAGCAGGUGGUGAACAUCCCGUCCUUCAUUGUCCGCCUGGACUCCCAGAAACACAUUGAUUUCUCCCUCCGUUCUCCUUACGGUGGUGGACGCCCAGGCCGCGUGAAGAGGAAGAAUGCCAAGAAGGGCCAGGGUGGUGCUGGAGCUGGUGAUGACGAGGAAGAGGAUUAAAUUAAUGCCUCCCUGGACUGGAGAAUUGUCUAGAUUUCCAGUUGACUAAUAAAACAGAAUUCACACUUGUA